This is a messenger RNA of Helicoverpa zea (corn earworm), 3633 nucleotides long. RefSeq names its product neuroligin-4, Y-linked-like. Gene Ontology annotation, cellular component: cell surface; synapse; postsynaptic membrane. Gene Ontology annotation, biological process: synaptic vesicle endocytosis; presynaptic membrane assembly; chemical synaptic transmission. Gene Ontology annotation, molecular function: signaling receptor activity; neurexin family protein binding. The transcript is spliced from 11 exons. Bases 344 to 3514 code for a protein of 1056 amino acids. NCBI's taxonomy places the organism in Eukaryota, Metazoa, Arthropoda, Insecta, Lepidoptera, Noctuidae. The record is from RefSeq and is a predicted model, not a curated record.
CCCCGAGAGCACGUCUCGUGGCACGAAAAUUUUAAAUUCUAAAUCCGACACCGUGUUUGUUUUAAAACAUUAACUGUAAAGACAAAGUUCCUUGUUGUUAUAAAUUUUGUUUUGUGACUUGUAAUAAGUAGUUUUUAGAUACGUGUUAGUAAAAGUGAAGUUAGGUUUAGGAAGUGUUUUUUGCCUUUCGAUAGAUGUGACGCUAUGUCUCCUGUGAGAUGAUCGUAAUUGAAUGGAUGUGUGAGACCCCGACAUGGUUUUAAAAAGAUGUCAAUACAAUAAUUGGAGAACAAGAAACAGUUGAUCGUGAAUUCUUCGCGACAACAUGAUAACAUGACGAAAUAUGUUAAACAAACGCAUUAGAUCCAGGACUAGCCGCUGUGAUUCGAGCAUGUACAACCAUGUCGCUUUAUGUGCACACAUCAGAUACCCAAAACAAGUAGUCUUCUUCAAUAUCUACUUCAUCCUUGUCGUGACAUGCCUCUCAGCUGAUACUGUUAAUUCAAACACUACAAAUAUGAACAAACAUUUCAAUGAAAAAGGUGUAAAAUACUUCAACACAAAGCAGAAUGAUGCUCCCGAUGACAAUUAUGAAGAUCACGACCCCUCACACCCAGAUGUCAAUUUCGAUACCAACCCCUACUACAAUAGUGAAAAUUUUCUACAUUUAAAUACAAAAUUUUACAAUAACGAGAAUAACGCUUAUAGCAAUUACGAAGACUAUAAAAAGUUCUAUCUGAAUCCUUCUAAUCCAGUCCCUAAAUCUAAUGUUAAGUUUAAGAUAAGUAGUAAGAUAGUGCAGACUAAGUAUGGAAAAUUACAGGGGAUAGUACUGGCAAUGGAUGAACACAGAUAUCUAAGUCCGCUUGAGGUUUUUUUGGGCGUACCGUACGCUACACCGCCUGUCGGAUCCAACAGGUUCAGUCCAACUCGAACCCCUUCCCCUUGGGACGGAGUGCGCGUCUCCGACAGACCAGGUCCUGCAUGCCCACAGAAGAUACCCGACAUGGAUGACGAAAGGACCAUAUUAGAGAAAAUGCCUAAAGGCAGACUAGAAUAUUUGAAAAGACUGAUUCCCUAUCUUAAGAAUCAAAGUGAAGAUUGUCUAUAUUUAAACAUUUUCGCUCCGUUGCAAAUGGACGAAACGAAGCUAGCACUCCCAGUGAUGGUGUAUAUCCAUGGUGAGAGCUACUCCUCAAGUUCCAGCCAUCCAUACGAUGGUGCAGUACUUGCCAGCUAUACGGACCUCAUCGUCGUCACCCUCAACUUCAGACUUGGUGUUCUUGGCUUUCUCAACGCAAAUCCAGCGCCGCAUCUAAAAGCCAGGGUAGCAAACUAUGGCCUGAUGGAUCAGAUAGCGGCCUUACAUUGGGUGCAACAGAAUAUAGCCCUGUUUGGAGGGGAUCCAACCAACAUAACAUUAAUGGGGCACGGGUCUGGGGCCGCCUGCAUCAAUUUCCUCAUGAUAUCACCCACCGUUAUGCCUGGUUUAUUCCACAGAGCAAUCCUUUUGUCCGGGUCAGCACUUAGCUCUUGGGCGAUUGUUGAUGACCCUGUCUACUAUUCUCUGAAGCUAGCGAAGCAUAUGAACUGUAGUAUACCGGAUGAUCUUGCAAAAGACCACGAGAUCAUAGUGGACUGCCUUAGAGAAGCAUCAAUAGAAGAACUACUAUCAGCAGACAUAUCUCCUCCGAACUUUCUCACUGCCUUUGGACCAUCAGUAGACGGCGUAGUAAUCAAGACAGAUUUUGCAAAAGAUUUCCUAACGAUGUAUUCAACAGGAGACUUCCCAAGUUUUGGACCUCUAAAUAACAUGAAUAUAAAUUUGAAUGUUCAUAAGAAGAGGAGUGAUAGUGGGAGGAGGCUGUUUCAAAAUAAAUACGAUUUGUUGUUCGGAGUAGUCACAAGUGAAGCUUUGUGGAAAUUCUCCGCUCAUGAUGUGCAAAAUGGGAUUGAACCAGAUAAAAGGGAUCGGAUGCUGAGAACGUACGUGAGAAAUUCCUACACUUAUCACCUGAGCGAGAUAUUCUACACCAUCGUCAAUGAAUACACGGAUUGGGAAAGAACGAAUCCAAUCAAUACAAGAGAUGCAACGGUAGCAGCGUUAUCAGAUGCACAAUACGUAGCACCUUUGGUUCAAAGUGGGGAUCUAUUAAGUGGUGGACCAAAACCAGCUCCGAAUGAUGAAGAUGGACCUCGAAGACCGACUAAAACGUUCUUCUAUGUGUUCGAUUACCAGACUAAGGACGGAUUCUACCCACAGAGAAUGGGUGCCAUCCACGGAGAGGAGUUGCCUUACGUCCUCGGAGCUCCAUUAGUGGAUGGCUUUGGUCAUUUCCCUCAGAAUUAUACCAAGUCCGAAGUGGCUUUAUCAGAAUCCAUUAUGCUGUUCGUGGCGAACUUUGUGAAGACCGGGAAUCCGAACGACAACGCGCGUCAAGAGUCCCUGCUCCCCGCGUCGAGGGAGAGAAAUAAAUUCAGGGGAAUCAACUGGGAAGAAUAUGAUUCCACUCAUCAGAAGUACUUGGAAAUAGGUAUGAAACCUCGUCUCAAGAACCACUACCGAGCGCACCAACUUUCCGUCUGGCUCCGCUUAGUUCCCGAACUCCACAGAGCGGGGAUGGAGGAUGUGGCAGCAAGGCAUAACCUAUUCAAAAACCACAACGAGCAGGAUCUGUACGAAGGCAUCGUCAGACCGGAUCCAUUGGCGAGGAACAUCAACGAUAAUGACGCAAUCAGACGUACAAACGGUUCAGUGUACACCGACACAGCCCUAACGACCGUUGAUACGAUACUGGCGACGUGCGCCACAAUACUGCCAGGAAGAGAUCUGCAAACAUUGAACGCUACUGAAAACACUUUGGCUAAUUUGGAAGCGGCCGGCUAUGCCGCCUAUUCGACGGCCUUAAGUGUUACUAUAGCGAUAGGGUGCUCUCUACUGAUUUUGAAUGUCCUAAUUUUCGCUGGAGUUUAUUAUCAGAGAGAUAAGUCAAGAUCGCGUGGGAAGAAUCAACGUUUCAAUGAAAAACACUUUGAGACAAUUUCUGGGAAGCAUUCGCAUUACCAUAUGGAUCCAACGCAUGCUCCAAGCUUGGUAGUGGACGUUGAGAGACAGAAUAGAAAGAAGCACAUGAUGAGUUCAGAUCAUCUGGCGAAUUUAAACUUCAAAGGUCCGUUAGACGUUCCGAAGUCUCCUCCUAGUCCAACGCUAAGUAUGGACAACAUGAUGCUCCCGAGCAAACUGGGGAGCAGAAGCAACAGUUUCCGAAUACCUAACGUGAGCUACCCGCAGAUGGGUUACGCGACUAUGCCAAAGAAUUUGAGCCAGUUUAAUAACUCACCGCCUUUGCAAGAGUUACGGCAACAGAAAUUCCAGCCUCCGAACGGAUCGACGGCGCAGAACUCCCCGGGGAGGGAGGGGGACGCGAGGGGGGCGCACGCGACGCUGCGGAGAGGGAAGGCCUCCCUUCACUCGAACCUCCCGCAAGCCGCCAUUGACGAAAUGAGAGUGUGACAGUUAAUCCCAUCUGACUCUGCAUUACAGGAUUAAAAGUGUGUGUGUAAUUGUAUGGUUGUAAAUACUAUUGUAACUAAGAGGGCGUCGAGAUUUUUUUUAGGAAUGUUAUCGAUUUU